This is a messenger RNA of Pogoniulus pusillus (Red-fronted tinkerbird), 1423 nucleotides long. RefSeq names its product small ribosomal subunit protein eS4. Gene Ontology annotation, cellular component: ribosome; cytosolic small ribosomal subunit. The transcript is spliced from 7 exons. The record is from RefSeq and is a predicted model, not a curated record. Gene Ontology annotation, biological process: translation. Gene Ontology annotation, molecular function: RNA binding; structural constituent of ribosome. The coding region runs from base 576 to 1367 and encodes 263 amino acids. Lineage: Eukaryota; Metazoa; Chordata; Aves; Piciformes; Lybiidae.
CCUAUGUCCCUCUGGUCCCUGCUGCUGUAGGACAGGGUGAGAUUGGUCUUGUGCAGUGCCUGCUGGAAAGAGGCUGGCACUGCCCCAGCAAAGGCUCUCUUGGUGCCCACAGAAGGUGUCAGCCCUGCAGAUCGUUCAGACAGGAGGAAAAUAAGAUACAGGGAAGCAGAAGCGCUGGCUGGCUGCCCCCUCCCACCCACCCGCCUUGGAACCCCACAUGCUGUGUCCCUGCCUCAGGCACAGACAGGAUCUGCUUCAGGAACACAACUUGGAAAGCAAUCGAUGGGAGCCCCCCGCGAAGAGUCAAACGGACGCAGCUGCUGGCAGUGGGGUCCUCCUGUCGAGGUGGCUUGCGGCAGGGAGGACACAGGGCUCCCCACCUCGCUGGUGGGAGCUGCCUAGACCGACGCCCACCCGCCCCGUCCCGUCGGCGGGGCACCGCGGGUGGGAGUGGCCUUGGCGCCGGACGGAGCUGGACCUCCGCGCCAGCAGGGGGCGCUCCCGAGCGCGGCCGCCUCACCGCGGCUAUCCCAGGCGGCCCGGAAGUGACGAUCCUUUCCUGGCGGAGCGCAGCCAUGGCUCGCGGGCCCAAGAAGCACCUGAAGCGUGUGGCUGCGCCCAAGCACUGGAUGCUGGACAAGCUGACCGGCGUCUUCGCACCCCGUCCGUCGACAGGCCCUCACAAACUGAGGGAGUGCCUUCCGCUCAUAAUCUUCCUGCGAAACAGGCUGAAGUAUGCGCUGACAGGAGAUGAGGUCAAGAAGAUCUGCAUGCAGAGAUUCAUCAAGAUAGAUGGCAAAGUCCGCACAGACAUCACCUAUCCUGCGGGCUUCAUGGACGUCAUCAGCAUUGACAAGACAGGCGAGCACUUCCGCUUGGUGUACGAUACCAAGGGACGCUUUGCUGUUCACCGCAUCACAGCUGAAGAGGCCAAGUAUAAGCUGUGCAAGGUGAGGAAGAUCUUUGUGGGCACCAAAGGAAUCCCUCAUCUGGUCACCCAUGAUGCCCGCACCAUCCGCUAUCCAGAUCCCCUCAUCAAGGUGAAUGAUACAGUCCAGAUUGACCUGGAGACGGGCAAGAUCACAGAUUUCAUCAAGUUUGACACAGGUAACCUGUGCAUGGUGACAGGCGGUGCCAACUUGGGCCGUAUUGGUGUGAUCACCAACCGGGAGAGACACCCUGGGUCAUUUGAUGUGGUUCACGUGAAGGAUGCCAAUGGCAAUAGCUUUGCCACCAGGCUCUCCAACAUCUUUGUUAUUGGCAAAGGCAACAAGCCAUGGAUCUCCCUGCCCCGUGGAAAGGGCAUCCGCCUGACGAUUGCUGAGGAGAGAGACAAGAGGCUGGCGGCCAAGCAGAGCAGCGGCUAAGUGCAGCUGAGGCUGGUGGUGCUUCUGCCUCUGUGCUCAUUAAACUGUUUACCAAA